Molecule: messenger RNA, 1916 nt
Organism: Talpa occidentalis (Iberian mole)
Lineage: Eukaryota; Metazoa; Chordata; Mammalia; Eulipotyphla; Talpidae
Product: sodium-dependent phosphate transporter 1-like
Biological process (GO): phosphate ion transmembrane transport
Cellular component (GO): membrane
Molecular function (GO): phosphate transmembrane transporter activity
Source: RefSeq, a predicted model, not a curated record
AUGUCCCAGGAGAUGCACAUUGAAGUAUCUAAAGGAGAAAUAAAGUCUAGUCCUUCUGAGCCGUUAAUGGAAAAAAAGAACAGCUUGAAAGAAGACCAUGAAGAAACGAAGUUGUCUCUCAGUGACACUGAAAACAGGAAUCCUGUUUCUGAGGGAGGGUCCGCCACUGUGCCCCUCAGGGCUGUAGUGGAAGAGAAAACAGUGUCAUUCAAACUGGGAGACUUAGAGGAAGCUCCUGAGCGAGAGAGGCUUCCCAGCGUCGACCUGAAAGAAGAAACCAGCAUAGACAGUGCCAUGAAUGGUACAGUGCAGUUACCUAACGGGAACCUUGUUCAGUUCAAUCAAGCUGUCAGUAACCAGAUAAACUCCAGUGGCCACUAUCAGUAUCACACCGUGCAUAAAGAUUCUGGCUUAUACAAAGAGCUGCUCCAUAAAUUACAUCUGGCCAAGGUGGGAGACUGCAUGGGAGACUCUGGUGACAAACCCUUGAGGCGCAACAAUAGUUACACUUCCUACACCAUGGCAAUUUGUGGCAUGCCUCUGGAUUCGUUCCGUGCCAAAGAAGGUGAACAAAAAGGUGAAGAAAUGGAAAAGCUUACAUGGCCAAACGGAGACAGCAAGAAGCGAAUUCGAAUGGACAGUUACACCAGUUACUGCAACGCUGUGUCUGACAUUCACUCGGCGUCUGAGAUGGACAUGAGUGCCAAGGCAGAGAUGGGUCUGGGUGACAGAAAAGGAAGUAGUAACUCUCUAGAAGAAUGGUCUGACCAGGAUAAACCAGAAGUGUCUCUCCUCUUUCAGUUCCUGCAGAUCCUUACAGCCUGCUUUGGGUCAUUCGCCCAUGGUGGCAAUGAUGUCAGCAAUGCCAUUGGCCCCCUGGUUGCUUUAUAUCUGGUUUACGACAAGGGAGAUGUUUCUUCAAAAGUAGCGAUACCAGUGUGGCUUCUGCUCUAUGGUGGUGUUGGUAUCUGUAUUGGUCUGUGGGUUUGGGGAAGGAGAGUUAUCCAGACCAUGGGGAAAGAUCUGACACCAAUCACACCCUCUAGUGGCUUCAGUAUUGAAUUGGCAUCUGCCCUCACUGUAGUAAUUGCAUCAAAUAUUGGUCUUCCUGUCAGUACAACACAUUGUAAAGUGGGGUCUAUUGUAUCUGUUGGCUGGCUCCGAUCCAAAAAGGCUGUUGACUGGCGACUCUUCCGUAACAUUUUUAUGGCCUGGUUUGUCACAGUCCCCAUUUCUGGCGUCAUCAGUGCUGCUAUCAUGGCGCUCUUCAUCUUCAAAGUGUGAAGCUGCUGCUUGAGAUUCAAAUUCGUGUCAAUGUUUGGGACCACCUUACACAUUCCUGCUCCUUUGAAGAAAGAUUACAGUGUUAUAGAAGACUGACACGAGUCGUUAGAGUUUGGGAGCUGUGGGAGGGAAGUGUUACUUGUGCUAUAAUUGCUUUUGUGCUAAAUAUGACUUGUCUCAAAAUUAGCUAUGUAAAAUAGCCGAGUUUUCACUGAUUCUUAAUAAGGUCCCCUUUCCUUCUGGGCUGUGAAUUCCUGUACAUAUUUCUCUACUUUUUGUAUCAGGCUUCAAUUCCAUUAUGUUUUAAUGUUGUCUCUGAAGAUAAAACUUGUGAAUUUUUUUUUUAAACCAUUCAGAGCUGUACGAGUGUGCUCUGCUUUGUUGGUUUCACCAGCUUCUGCCCUAACGUGCACAGGGAUUUAACAACAAAUAAUGUAACCGACGUUUCCCCUGUAGUCUCUUAUAGAAAUAGUCAUUGUACUCUGCCCUCCUGUCGGUAGUGGCAGGUUUGAUUGGUUUAUUUGGGAACUUCUAAGGAUGAAGUUCUUUGAACAUUGAAAAUUUAAGUUAGUUGUAACUUCUUUGCAAGUGAUUUGUUGAGGUAUUGCUAAGAAGUAGAAAGGAAUUCUUCU